GUAUCCUGUGCCUUGGGUAUCCAUCAAAUUGGUUUCGUUAUGAUUUGCUUUGGUGUCGUCAAUGCCAUCUGUUCGAUUUUGUUCGGUUCAGUGAUGAAAUACAUUGGUCGUACUCCCAUCAUUGUUUUGGGUGCUGUUGUGCAUUUCACCUUGAUCACCGUAGAAUUGUUCUGGCGUCCUAGUCCCGACAAUCCUUUGAUCUUCUAUGCCAUGUCCGGUCUCUGGGGUGUAGGUGAUGCUGUUUGGCAGACACAAAUUAACGGUUUAUAUGGUCUGUUGUUCAGACGUAACAAGGAAGCUGCCUUCUCCAAUUAUCGUCUCUGGGAAUCGGCUGGCUUUGUGAUCGCUUAUGCUUAUGCCACCACCUUGUGUGCACGCAUGAAGCUUUACAUUCUAUUGGCUGUAUUGACUUUGGGUUGCAUUGGCUAUGUCAUUGUAGAAAUUCUCUACAGAAAGAAGCAACGUAAAAUCAAGAAGCAAGAAAAGGCUGAAUUGGCUGAAAAAGAGAAAGAAGCUGCUGCUGCUAAAGCUGCUGCCGAGGCUAAUGUCAAUGGCACUCCAGAAGUUGAAGAAACCGAUGACGAAUUGGAUGAUCUCGAAGAAGAUAUUGUAGUCACACAUUUCUAAACAAAAAAUAACAUUUCAUUAAAACACAACCACACAAACAAACUAACAAUUUUAUUGUUGAAAAAAAGCUGUUUAAAGCUUUUGUUAUAACAAACUACCACUUAUAACUUAGUAACAACAUAAAAGCUUUCCUAGGCUUUAAGCUUAGUUAUUACUAAAGUUGUAUUUAGAAAAUUUUCAUUAAAAUUUUUUGUUUUCUCAUAAAAAUCUAAUGAAAAUUUCCAAAAAAAAAAGAAAAAAGAAAAGUUUCGAAAAUUGUAUAUAAACUAAAAAAACUCUGUAAAAAACAGAAAC
Lucilia sericata (common green bottle fly) is the source of this 921-nucleotide messenger RNA. RefSeq names its product UNC93-like protein. Gene Ontology annotation, biological process: regulation of muscle contraction; regulation of potassium ion transport; transmembrane transport. The transcript has 2 exons. Lineage: Eukaryota; Metazoa; Arthropoda; Insecta; Diptera; Calliphoridae. Gene Ontology annotation, cellular component: plasma membrane; striated muscle dense body. Gene Ontology annotation, molecular function: potassium channel regulator activity; transmembrane transporter activity. The record is from RefSeq and is a predicted model, not a curated record. The annotation marks the transcript as partial.